UUCUUAAUCCAGCCACUUAAUCAAACGGACUUAACGACAGCCUCCCCUUUACCUAACGAUCAUCACAUAAAAUACAAAAAUGAUUUUAGAAAGUAAAUGAAGAGAUAAAGUUAUCUACCUUUUUUUUCUCUCCUUGAUGAUAGAAAUUUUCUUUCAGUUUCUCACCUCCCAAACAGGCCCAGCAACUUUCAAUCUCUGACACAACUCUGCAAAAAAACUCUGUACAGGAAGAACUUUUGUUAGUCCUCUUCAAAAGAUAUUUGUCCCUUUUCUCCCAAAAGUUCCUCACCUUUCGAAUCUAUUCUCCUUUCUCUCUUUCUCUCUCUCUUAAUCGAUCAUGCUUCAAAGCUUAGUUCCUCAAUCUCCAAUCAGUUCCAACACUACUAGCUCUAAUCCUAGCUCCUCCAUGAAGUCAAAGCGCGUCGAAAGAGACGUCUCCGCAGCUACCGGCGAAGAUUCCACUGCUGAUGAUCCUUCUAACAAGCGUCCUAACUACUCCUCCGGCGACAAAGCAGCUGCCGCCGAUGAACAUGAUGAAACGGUGAUAGAAGGUGAGUCUACAGGGUUAAGGCUUUUAGGUCUCCUGCUCCAAUGCGCCGAAUGCGUCGCCAUGGAUAACCUCGAGGACGCCACCGAUCUUUUACCUGAAAUAUCCCAACUCUCUUCUCCGUUCGGCUCAUCUCCCGAACGUGUCGGCGCGUACUUCGCACACGCUUUGCAGGCACGCGUGGUGAGUUCUAGCUUAAGAACCUAUUCUCCCCUGGAUAACAAAUCACUUACCUUGACUCAGUCCCAAAAGAUCUUCAAUGCUCUGCAAUCUUACAAUUCGAUAAGUCCUUUGGUCAAAUUCUCUCACUUCACCGCCAAUCAAGCCAUCUUCCAAGCAUUGAGUGGUGAGGAUUGUGUCCACGUCAUCGAUCUCGACAUCAUGCAAGGUCUCCAAUGGCCAGGAUUAUUCCACAUCCUCGCCUCCCGGUCGAAAAAGAUCCGAUCAAUGAGAAUCACGGGGUUCGGAUCCUCGUCGGAGCUCCUGGAGUUGACCGGGAAAAGACUGGCGGAUUUCGCGGCAUCGUUAGGGUUACCAUUCGAGUUCCAUCCGCUGGAGGGCAAAAUCGGAAAUGUAACAGAUCUGAACCAACUGGGAGUCCGGUCAAGUGAAGCGGUGGUGGUCCAUUGGAUGCAUCAUUGCUUAUACGACAUAACGGGGAGUGAUUUGGCGACGUUGAGAUUGUUGACGGUGUUGAAACCGAAAUUGAUCACCAUCGUGGAACAGGACUUAAGCCACGGGGGUAGUUUCCUAGGGCGGUUCGUGGAAGCAUUGCAUUACUACAGCGCGUUGUUCGACGCGCUGGGGGACGGGUUAAGUGUGGACAGCCUAGAGAGGCACACGGUGGAGCAGCAGCUGUUCGGGAGCGAGAUUAGGAACAUCGUGGCAGUUGGUGGGCCCAAGAGGACGGGAGAGGUUAAAGUGGAGAGAUGGGGUGAGGAGUUGAGACGGGUCGGGUUCCAACCCGUGUCGUUGGGUGGAAACCCGGCAGCCCAAGCAAGCCUUUUGCUGGGGAUGUUCCCUUGGAAAGGGUACACCCUGUUGGAAGAGAAUGGGUGCCUCAAAUUAGGGUGGAAAGAUCUGUCUUUGUUGACUGCCUCCGCCUGGCAGCCGUCCGAUUAAAAUACAUUGUUCUCUAUUUUUGUGUAUCUAAAUUUUCUGAAAAUAUUUCUCCAAACCUAUAAAAAUAUAUCCCCUCAAUUUUCAGGAUUUUUUAUCAUAAUAAUUUAUGGAGAAACAACUCUGUUCUCAA
This is a messenger RNA of Gossypium raimondii (Peruvian cotton), 1799 nucleotides long. Its product is annotated as scarecrow-like protein 23. Gene Ontology annotation, biological process: leaf development; bundle sheath cell fate specification; regulation of DNA-templated transcription. The record is from RefSeq and is a predicted model, not a curated record. Gene Ontology annotation, cellular component: nucleus. NCBI's taxonomy places the organism in Eukaryota, Viridiplantae, Streptophyta, Magnoliopsida, Malvales, Malvaceae. The transcript has a single exon. The coding region runs from base 338 to 1669 and encodes 443 amino acids. Gene Ontology annotation, molecular function: DNA-binding transcription factor activity; sequence-specific DNA binding.